AUGAAAGAUAUCGUCACCCUGCCCGCUGACAAAGGACGCUCGACGGUCGUCAUGGAUAAAGUGGAGUAUGGAGCAAAAGUGAACGACCUCUUGAUGGACAAGGAUUCCUACGCACCAUCGACUAUCAGCAAGUUGAAAAAGCUCGUGAACAACAUAAACAAAGCGGUGGACAAACUGAGGAAGUCGGAAGCUCUGACGAGAAGAGAGGCGCUGGCUGCGAAGGCCACCGGUGCUGCAAUGGCACGGUUCUGCUAUCUACCAAAGUUGCACAAACCAGGAGUACCCUUACGCCCCAUCGUAUUCUUACGAGGUACCCCAACUUUUGGGUUGUCAAAGUGGUUGUAUCAGCGACUGUGCUUUCUUAUCAAGGAUUCACAGUGGAAAGUGAAGUCUGCUAAAGAGUUUUUGACCCCCAUCUAA
Molecule: messenger RNA, 420 nt
Organism: Dibothriocephalus latus
Lineage: Eukaryota; Metazoa; Platyhelminthes; Cestoda; Diphyllobothriidea; Diphyllobothriidae
Source: the annotation of a GenBank genome assembly